This is a messenger RNA of Effrenium voratum, 695 nucleotides long. The record is from the annotation of a GenBank genome assembly. NCBI's taxonomy places the organism in Eukaryota, Dinophyceae, Suessiales, Symbiodiniaceae.
AGGACAAAUGGGGCGACCGCUUCCUGAACUGGGUGCGCCUCAAGGACCACACAACCCACACCGCGAUUUUUUUCGCCAACACGCACGGGCCGUUGAAACAGUGCGGCGACCACAUCGUGGCAGAGAACUACCUCAAGGCCGUGGAGGGGGCGAAGAAGGCGGGGGACCAAGUGGUCUUCACCGGAGACUUCAACUGCGCCAGCCUGGAGCCCACGCUGGCGAGGCUGAACGAGGAGUUUGACAUCGCGGGGACGGAUUUGUCCUUCGGGGGCGCUGAUCAUGUGCUCACCAGCAAGGGCGUGCAAAUGUGUGCCAGCAACACGGAGCAGGGCUACCCCUCAGACCACCAGCUCUUGAAAGUGGAGCUUGUGCUUCCAGAGCCGCUUCCAGACGAGCUGCCGGCGCCGGUGCCUCCACCCGCACCAGCGCCGGCGAUGCCGGCGGUUCCCGGCGUGGCCUCUGCGGAUGCGAAGGCAGACAGCACUUUCUGCCCGAAGACAGACAACGGCCCGUGCUGCACCAUGUGCGCCACGAACCGCUUCUGCCCGCAGAACCAGGGCUGCUACUCUGCGGGCCAAGUCGGCUGCCCCGGCGCGCUGUGCCCAGAGCCGGCGCCCACGCCGCUGCACACCUGAGGGAAACGUCUCGCGCCCAACACCCUCCCACGACGGCCAUGGUGGGUAGGUCGACUUGGU